AUGUUUAUUAUCACAGUGGAAUCAUUUAAGGAAAAGAAAGAGGAAGAAAAGGAAAAGAACAAGAAGAGGAGGCAAAGGGUGAAGAGACAGAAGAGGAGGAAGACGAGGAAGAAGAGAGGAAAAAGGGGGAAGAGAAGGAGGAAGAGAGGAAAGAGGAGGAAGACGAGGGAGAAGAGAGGAAAGAGGAGGAAGGCGAGGAAGAAGAGUGGAAAGAGGAGAACACCUUGCUGGAUGGCAAAUAGCGUAGUGGACCUUGGGAGGGAUUUAAGCGUAUUGAAUGAUGUAAUAUCUUUGUUUUUCUUGCUACAUUGCGCCGCUUGCCUUUUCGAUCCAAAUUUCUAUUUUUGACUCUUAUGUUAUUUCAUUCAAUCCUUUUUUACGAAAUACUUCCUUAAUUUUAAAGCUCAUGGAGCAGAACAAGUCUUAUAGUGAACCAAGCAAUUUCCAUUUCCAGCUGAUAUUUUUGUUCCCAUACAUUCUGCAGAAUUUGUUGUAAACAAACUUAAUUGCCAAAGAAAAAUAGAAAGAUAGAGAGAAAAGAGAUACAUUAGGAGGAUACUCCCGAAGAGUAAGAUCGCCCAAAGGUGCAGGGAUGUACGCAGGGAGCUCAAGAAAAGUAAGUCAGCGGGAUAUGGGGUGUCAGAAGCCCGUCUAUGGCCGGGUAUGGGGUGUUUCGUAAAUAAACUAGAAUCAUUAUAUUUGUGAACUUUUUUCUUAUGUCGCAUAAAUUGAACUCCAAAAAGCAUGGCCCAGUUUUGUCAUGAGACUAUAUUUAGAAAUUGAAUGUUCCUGUCGUUUGUUGCAACAUAAUAUGUCUGCGAAAACUCACCAAAAAUAUUAACGGUUAGUGCUCCCUGCUGGUGAAAUUUGUUUGAUGGAUCCCUUGUAUUUCUUCAGGAGCAUUUGAGUCAGUGGUUUUCAAGGUACUAAGUAGUGAAUUAAGCUCGUAAUGAAAAAAUGAAAAGGUUUUAAUCAAAAUUACCAUAUUCGCGUUUGUUUGUUUUCAUGUUUAUUAUCACAGUAGAAUCAUUUAAGGAAAAGGAAGAGGAGGAAAAGGAAAAAGAACAAGAAGAGGAGGCAAAGGGUGAAGAGACAGAAGAGGAGGAAGACGAGGAAGAAGAGAGGAAAAAGGGGGAAGAGAAGGAGGAAGAGAGGAAAGAGGAGGAAGACGAGGAAGAAGAGAGGAAAGAGGAGGAAGACGAGGAAGAAGAGAGGAAAGAGGAGAACACCUUGCUGGAUGGCAAAUAG
Messenger RNA from Porites lobata, 1248 nucleotides. The record is from the annotation of a GenBank genome assembly. NCBI's taxonomy places the organism in Eukaryota, Metazoa, Cnidaria, Anthozoa, Scleractinia, Poritidae.